Molecule: messenger RNA, 662 nt
Organism: Arabidopsis arenosa
Lineage: Eukaryota; Viridiplantae; Streptophyta; Magnoliopsida; Brassicales; Brassicaceae
Source: the annotation of a GenBank genome assembly
UUCACUCACCAAAGCAUCACAUACACUAUUUUUCUCCUCUCCUUAUUGUCAAUAUAUUUUUCCUCUUUAGCUUUUUCAUUUCGAAAUGGCCACCGUUGAGGUUGAUCAAGUGACUCCAGUAGCAGUAGAGAACGUUGAGGUACCAACAAAGACAGUGGAGGAGCCAGUGGUGGAGACAGAGGUGACCCAACAGCCUGAAGAAUCCGUCCCCGCCGUGACAGAACAAGAAUCCGAAGCACCAGUUGUAGAAACGAGCGAAGAAGUGGUUGUGGAAGAGGCAGAGAAGAAAGAUGAAGAAACCGAGAAGAAAACAGAGGAGGAAGAAGAGAAGACAGAGGUGAUCACGGAAACUCCGGCAGUUGAGGAGGAGGAGAAGAAAGCUGAGGAAGUGACAGAAACUCCGGCGGUUGUGGAGGAAGAGAAGAAGACAGAGGCGGUGGAGGAGAAACCGACUGAAGUUGCGGCUGCUGAGGAAGUCGCCGUGGAGAAGACCGAGGAGUAAAGAGGAAGGAAGAAGCUAUAUAUAUGACCUCUUUUGGUCUUAUAUCGUUUUCUGUUUAUUUUAUUUUAUCAACAUUUCAUAAGUAUUUGCUAUGUUUGUCUGGUUUGUUAUGAUGAAAUCAGAUCUUUGAAUCUUUUAAUUGGUGCUACAUUGUUUACAU